AUGGCAGAAGUGAUUGAAAUUGCACCGCUUCGAACAACAGAAACCAGACAAAGUUUGUCGCCCGAAGAAGAGAGAAGAAACACGGAAUGUUACGUGGGAAUUCAAGCUCUACUCAAAAAAUUUGAUGAAACCCAGCAAUUGCCCAAUUUCGACGCCCUCCAACUGCUGAAACAGUGAGUGCCCGAAUGGAAUACAAUGAUUUUAUGAAACUUUGUUAUAGAUUGUGUGAAUCACUAGAAGAGGCCACAGACAAGUACCUAAAACAGAAUCCGGACCCACUGGACGAUCGUCAUCCGCUGAGAAUUCAUCCGCAUUCCGCGCUCGGCAAUGCUCUGCGAAUAGUCUUCAAAAAUGACGUUUUCAUGACUAAGGUUGGUGAAAAGAAUUGUUUAAAAUACCGAAAAACAACUUUCAGUUGGUGGUCUCGUACAUUCUGGGCAAGGACAACGUGGAACUGUCGAUCCAGGGGUGCCGUCUGCUGCUCGCCUGCGUGCCCGGCAUGGAUUCGCAGGUGGUUUUCGGCGAACCCGACGAUUUUGUGCCCCGUUUGUACGCGUGGGCGAACGACGAAUCAAACGAGACACUGCAGGGGUACGCGUGCGGACUUUUGGCCGCCGCGCUGGAAAAUAACGAGAAUGCGAGCAAAUAUCGGAAUGAGAAUGCUCAUUUGGUGCCGAUCGCACUCAAUCGACUCCGGGUCUUGCAGGUUUUGACUUUUUUUGAAACAUUGGUAAGUUUUGAACUUUCAGAUGCGAAUCCCUGAAGAAGAGCAGCGCGAAGAGGGUCCACAAGUCGAGUAAGUACAUUUUUUCACAAAAGAACUUAAUAUCAUUUCCAGUUUCCGUCAAUUGAGGCAAGAAAUUCAAAACGAGCAGAAUGGAGCCAUUCAGAUAAAUGUGACGACGGCUUCCACCGCAAAUGGUACAAAAAAACGAAUUUUCUACAAAAGUUAACAGCAUUUUCAGGAGAAGACCGUGAAAAUUCAGCAGAAACGCCGAGCUCUUCAGAACCACCGCCACCGAAGAAAAGGAGAACUGACGUGAGCGAUUUUUUCGAAAAUUCUUUUGAAGUGCCCAUUCUCCAGAAUGUUCUGCACGCGGAAGCCGCUUCGCGAGUGCCAUCCUACCAGAAUCUGCAGAAUUUGGACGACAGCAACUCGAAAUGGGACGUUCUGCAACCGUUUCUCAUCGGCGAACAGAGGGUCUAUCCGAUGAGUUUGGCCACUUAUCAGAGAUACAUUCUGCAGUAUUUGGCCGCGUGCGGAGAGUAUCAGGAUGUGCGUUUUCAGUUUUCAAGAAAAGUUGAAAAAUUUCAAGCGAAAAUUCGUAUUUCCAGUUGCUCCUGCAAACGUUCGAAGGAAAUGCCCUGGAAUUGCUGCUCGAGUACAUCGAUCUCGAGAAAUCAAAGGACAUUCGGCUGACGUUCGACGCCCUCAAAGUACAGUAAACCCUCCCAUUCCCCUCGAGACCCUCCUUCAUUUCAGUACCUCACUUCCCUCCUCGUCCACCGCAAAUUCGCCCUCGAGUUCGCCGAGCGCGGCGGAAUCCUGGCCCUUCUCCGACUUCCGCGCACUUCGCUCGCUUCCGUCGGAGUCGUCACGUGUCUGUAUUACAUUGCCUACUCGAACGACGUCAUGGAGGGUCUCUGCCAGAUGAAACCAGAAAUUGUCGACGAAGUUGUCGAGUACGUACCGGGUUUGGAAGAUUUAACCUUGCAUUUGAGCACCUUAUAAUAGGUGCGGGACGUUUGAGACAUGCCAAAACAUUUUUAGCCUUAGGGCUACCAAAUUGUUUUUUCAAACCAGACCCCUCCCACUCGCCUGUCCCGAACUGCCGACGCUCAACUCGAAACUUUGCAGGUACGUGUUGUGGUGUCUGGAGCACAGCCACGAGUCCGGAAUGGUGAGCGCGUGCAUGUUUUUCUCGCAGGCACUCUUCUACAAAGCUAUUCUCAAACGAUUCGAUCAAUUUGACGGCCCCAGGAAACUGCAUAACUACGUGAGCCCUAAUUCAUGUGCCAAAACCUGAAAAAUCUGAAAAUUUGCAGAUCGCCACGUUGACAGUGAUGCAGGACGUCGAAGAACAGCCGGAAAUGACGGAUGAGCAGAUGCACACGAGCACGCAGUGCGUUCGCGGAGUCUGCAUCACUUUCCGAACGUGGGCGCCCGGAUUUGCAUCGAACAUUUGAACGAUUUUUUAUAAAUUUCAGAUACCUAGCUGCCCACAUAUUCUCCAAAGUCGAGAAUUUCAAGAAAACGUACGGAAAUACCCUGCCCACGGGUCAGCGGUUUCCGGAACUGCUACAAGCGGAUCUACCCGAUUAUAGAGUCAGUUUCAGCCCGAAUUUCAAUUUCUUAAGGAAAUCUAUGUUUUUUGUAGAGUAUGAAAACGUACGAGGAGAUUGUGUGGGAUCUGACGACGAUCAUGCUGGAGAUGUCGAGAAUGACGGGCGGCUCGUUCCGCGAGGCGGAGAACAUGCGCAAACUCGGCAUGAUCCGCAUCUUCCUGAGCGUGAAAGUGCUCUCGGCCGACUGGAGCAGCAUCUCGUCGAACAUCCGCUCGGAGAUGGUGCUCCACGCGUUCGAGUCCAUCUCCAUGAUGCUCUGCUCGCCGCCGAUCCAGCUGGAACUCGUGCCGGAGGUCCAGAUCGCGCAUCAGACGUCGAGCGGACUGUUCAUUCUGUGGCAGACGGCCAGUGUGAAGUGGGACGAGGAUCCGCAGCUGAGGAUGGUCGCCGUCGGGUGCAUUCGCAGAUGCGUUUGUGUAGAACCCGAGUGCUGGAAGGUAUGGAACUGUCGACUGCUAUUAUCUAUUAUCCGAUACGACCUCAACUUUACACGAUUAUCAGUAUGGGUUUGGAGGGUCUACCUCGAAAGUUUCAGCUCGAUUGAAUUAUCAAGUUGAGAUCGAAAAGUGAGGACUUUUGAAAUCACUGUAUCACCGGACCAGAUGAUCCAAUAAAGCUGAAACUUUCAAGGUUUAUACUCCGAACCAAUACUGAUAAUCCAGAAAAGUUAAUGUUCUAUAGAGGGUUCUAAUAGACAAUAUCAGGUCGAUGAAAAGUACAAAAGUUCUCAACAAAUACUAUGCACUUCCACAGAUUUACGAGCAAAACAUGAAAUCGGCCAUUUCCUCGGAGCAAAACUUGUCCACGACACCUUCUGGAUUCAGGAAACUGUCGAAAAAGCACACGCCGUCGAUUAUUAGUCAUCUGGAGAAAAUGUGGAAUGAAGUGAGAAGGAGCGAGGGCAUUAUUGUAAGUGUUUCCCGGAUUUCUCAGUGAUUUCGUGACUUUUAGCACCUGCUCGAGCUGAUAAAUUGCCGCAAACCGAUAACCGAGGCGGAUUCGAUCCGGAAAACGGCGACGAUCGCGUUGACGGGACUCGCGCGGCACCCGGAAGUCCGGCAGAUCCUCUCGAAACUUCCGAUCAUUGCGCAGGGACAAUUACAAAGUUUUCGACUAGAAAGUGGCCAAAUUUUCAAUCGAUUUCCAUUUCAGUACUGAUGCGCGACCCGGUGUGCUCGGACAAACGGGAUAUCCACGCGGCGUUCUGUCGGGAAGCCAUGCAAUUGCUUCAAGUGGUCACGGGCAAGAAAAUGCACGCUCAUCAGGCGAAAGAUCUCAAUUUGAACCACGGCGCACUUUCGGUAGCCCCAACUGGCUGAAAUUCAUUAGAAAACCUCAAUUUUAGGAGAAAAUCCACCGGCAAUGGGUGAUCGACAACACAAAAGUGAGCUACAACGAGACGGAACUGCUACAGCUGAUCCACGAUCAUUUGGAGAAAAAGGGACUGUCCUCGGUGGCGGCAAUGCUCAAAACGGAAGCGAAAUUGCCGGAUAAGCCGGCCAGCAGGACCACUGUCGCCCCGCUGAAGCUUCGCCCGUUUGUGAGUGGAAUCGAGUCGGAAAGCAUUUUUCUUUCCCCUUUUCAGCCUAGCACCGGCAACAACUUCACCAAAAUCGAGGACGCCUACCCGACUCUUGCUCCGCGAAUGCUCGAAUCGGAGAUCGGAGGCAUUUCGGGAAGACGUCCGUCAAAUCCGGCCGCCUUUUGCUCUCCCAUGAUCAGGCGAUCAAUUUCCAACGAGGAAGACGUGUUCGCAACUCCCACGCUUCCCAAAAGUUUGACGUUUUCAUGGACGACUAACUAAUCGCUUAUUUUCCAGAAUACGGAGGCAGUGGAUUCCCUCGGAAGUUGACAAUCAGCCCCGCCCGUUCGAAACAACGACUCUCAACGUCCGGGGACCAGAACGGAGGAGCAAUUCGGCCGGUCAGGGACCUCGACAGCAUUGUCGUCGAGUAUUUCAAGUGAGAACACGGAGGUCAACGUGUGAUCCCUUCAAAACAAUCCCCUUCCAGAACUCAACACUCUUCGUGCAAGAAUCCGGUGACGACGUGCCCGCCGUUCUCGCUCUACUACCCGCAUCAGUGUCCGGAGCGCACCCAGAAGACGCCCGUCAUGCAGAACAUGGCCUACCGCUUCUUCAACUACGAAAUCCUGCGGCCGCACCAACGCGUCGUCUCGCAGUGGAGCAACGAGCGGAUGAUCUUCUCGCGGUUCCGCAACAUCAAAACGAUGCACGACCACGACGAAUCGUACACGAAAAUCGCGUUUUCGGUGGACGACGAGCAUCUGAUUGUGGGAAUGUUCAACGGCGAACUGCACUGGUUCAAUUUGGACUCGGGCGUUGACGAGAGCCACACAAACUGCCACGCGAGUGCCAUUACGCACAUCGAACCGUCUAAGGUGAGCAAUCAAUAUCUGAAAAUUAAAGGACCAGGGAACCCAAAAUUUUUUUAAUUUUUUUGUGAAAUUUUUUUGUGACUGUUUGAAUUUUCUCUUAUUGCCUCAUACACUGGUGAAAUGCUGCCUCUCAAAAAUGCCUAUGAACGAAACGGCAUGCAGUUGAAGUUGUGGCCGUGGCCUAGCGCCAAUGGCCGAAAAAUAUUUAAAAAUAUAUGCGCUUCUCGGCCAUUUUAUUUUUUCCGCUUUUUUACCGGUUUAAAAAAUAAAAAAACACGAAACCACUCAUCUGGCACUUCGUAUCGACUGAAUGAAAACAAUUUUUUAGCAGUGAAAAAAUAAGUAAGUGCCGAACAAAUGUCAAUCAACUGAAAAAUGGGAGAAACCGUGAAUUUUUUUGGAAAAACCGGUAAAAAAAGUGGAAAAAAAUAAAAUGGCCGAGAAGCGCAUAUAUUUUUAUAUAUUUUUCGGCCAUUGGCGCUAGGCCACGGCCACAACUUCAACUGCAUGCCGUUUCGUUCAUUGGCAUUUUUGAGAGGCAGCAUUUCACCAGUGUAUGAGGCAAUAAGAGACAAUUCAAACAGUCACAAAAAAAUUUCACAAAAAAAUAAAAAAAAUUUUGGGUUCCCUGGUCCUUUAAAAUUCGAGCCCAAUUCUUCACAUUUUUCAAAGUGUGCUCUCACCAGUUUGUGACAUGAAUCAUCGUGCACAUUUUGAGCGUAAAACGAACCAAUUUCAUAAUGAGUGAUGUUUGAAAGGAAAUUCCUGUGAAAAACCUCCAUUUCCAGGACGGAUCGCUGGUGCUCACCUCGUCGGCCUACGUGCGUCCCCUUUCGGCGCUCUGGCGUCUCACCGAGAAGAUGGAGCGUAUGCACGUGUUCCGCGCCGACUCGCAAGUCCGAUUCGCGAACACGACACAGCAGCGGAUUGUGGGCACGUGCGGUACGAAGGCGACCGUCUACGACACGGAGACCAACUUCGUCAUUGACACGUACGAGACGAACCUGGAGGGACUGCACUAUCGCAACAACUACGCGUCGUUCUCGCCCGACGACAAGCUCAUUUUCAACGACGGAUUCUUGUGGGACGUCCGCGGGAAGAAAAACGUGAGAAAUCCCUGAGCUCUUCUAGUUUUUGGCAAACUCUUUCUACGUUUCCAGCCGAUCCACGCGUUCGAUCGUCUCCACAACAAGUCAUCAUCGGGAACAUUCCAUCCACUCGGAUCGCAAAUCAUUCUGGACACUGAAAUUGUAUCGAAAUCCUCUUUUUCUGCGAAUUCUCAAUUUUAUAUCAUUUCAGUACGACAUCCGAACCUAUCGUGUUCUCCAUCAUGUUCCCGAACUCGAUUCGUGCCAAUUCUCGUUCAAUUCCAGUGGAGUAAGCCGUUUUCGCAGUUUUCAACCGAUUUUCACUACUUGCAGAACAUCAUGUUCGCGUCGGAAGCGACGGAUUUGCACCGCGAGAGCUUCCCCGACAUGAUCUACUCGUCGUUCCGCACCUUCGACACACGCGACUACUCGGCCCUGACCACUUUUGAGGGCAGGCGGCCGACGGUCGACCUGUGCACCUCGUACCGCGAUCAGAAAGUGUGCCUGAUCGAGCAGAUGAAGCCGCUGAUGGCGGACUACGUGAUACAGGCGGCGACGCAGCUGCGGAUGAUCGAGGUGGGACGGAAGAAGGCGGAGGAGGACGAGAACGACGAGGAGGAGGAGGAGCGGCAGAACGAAGAGGACGAGCCAAGCAACGCCGACUCCUCUUCCUCCAGCUCCUCCAGCUCCAGCUCUUCGGGUUCGGACACUGAGGUCGACGAGGACGACGAGAUCCUUUUGGACGGCGAUUCACCGCAUCGACACGGAGAGAAUGUGUUCGAUGUGAUCGGAAGGGUCGGUUUUACACAGCAAUUUUUCAGCAAAUUCGAGAAAAACAAAGUUUAUUUCAGUUGGGAGAUGAGAGCGACGACGACCGCGAUCUGAGCGACGAUUUUGAAGAUUAUCUGAACGAUCAGAUCUACCGAAUGGCCAGGAGAGCCGACGCCACGAGAGCCCUCGCCAUCGCGUUGAGCAGGCCUCCUCCCGUGGCCCCGGCUGCUAACGGAGAGGUCGUGGAACUGCCGGACGACGCGGAAGGAGCGGAAAGAGGCGCGGAAGAGGCGGACGAGGACGAGGAUCCCGACUUUGACGUCGGCGAGGCGAUGGACGAGCUAGUGAAUGAGGUGGACGAGGAUCUGGACGACGAGGAGCUGGGCAGCGAGAGCAGCUGGAGAACCGCCAGCCAUAUCAGUCAGUUUUCGAAUGGGGAAAUGCCUCAAAAUAACGCUCUUUCAGGUUCCGACGAUAUCAAUCUGGACGAUAUGGACGAGGAGGCAGCGAGAGAGGCCGAAGCCGAGGGACCAAACGAAGUGGACGAGGGAAUCAUCCGAGGAGUACAGGCAGCACGCGACAGAAUGGCGGUGAACAGGGCGAUGGGAAUGAACGAACGGAGAGCCCGCCGGUUCGCCCAGAACGAACAGUUGCUCGAGGAGCUGCAGAGGGAGAUCGCGCAAGACGCGGCGGCCGGGGAAGAUGACGAGGACGGAGCAGACGUCGACAGCGAACACUAUCAGUACGGGUUUUCCUGAGCGCCGCAUAAAGAAUAGAAUUUCUUUAUUUGUCGCUCAAAUUCACCCCAGAACCGGUGCUAUUUCAGAUCGGAAGAGGAGGAGAUCAACAGCGUGAGCACGACUGCCCUCAAUCCGGCCCUUCGUCGUCAGAAUCGUCGUCGAAAUAACUGA
This is a messenger RNA of Caenorhabditis sp. 36 PRJEB53466, 7513 nucleotides long. Lineage: Eukaryota; Metazoa; Nematoda; Chromadorea; Rhabditida; Rhabditidae. The record is from the annotation of a GenBank genome assembly.